Messenger RNA from Fusarium musae, 2052 nucleotides. RefSeq lists its product as uncharacterized. Lineage: Eukaryota; Fungi; Ascomycota; Sordariomycetes; Hypocreales; Nectriaceae. The record is from RefSeq and is a predicted model, not a curated record. The transcript has 4 exons. The coding region runs from base 1 to 2052 and encodes 683 amino acids.
AUGUUGAGUAUCAACUUCUCGACACCUCUCGCGGGAGCUGCUCGAUCCGAGAGAAUCAAGCAGAUGACCAACAAUCACCCUGCCUUUGAGAAGGCUCGUAUGUCGCAAGAGAUACUUGUCAAGAUCCAGACAUCCCUUCGCCGCAUGCCUGGUGUUUCCUCCAAGGAAUCCAAUGAGAUCAUCACAAAGCUGCAAGAAGUUGGGCAAAUCAUCAGCUCAGAGACGAGUCAGCUCGUUGAUGCGCUUAUGAACCUGACACUCGAUCAAGAGGAUACGGACAAGGCCAUCGCCCGAAUGAGUAUCGAGGCCAACCUUGCCAAGGCAGAGGCUGAUGACCAGAGUCACAACCUGGGCAACCUCCGUACCGAACUGGCGGAUGAGAAGGGCAAACGCCAAGAAGCGGAAGCGGAAGCGGCCAAACUCAAGAGUCAUCUCGAGAAGCACAUGGAUGAGUUGAAGUCUCUCAAGGCGAAGGUCUGUGAUGGUGGCUCUGAGGGUACCAUAUCUAGCGCCGUUCACGAUGAGUUGGUCAAGCAGCUUGAAAACUCUAUCCAGCACAUAGAGAACCAGCCCAAUGCUGGCCGAUCCACGUUGUCCAUGAGCAACUCCAGUCCUGACUCUGUGGCGCAUGCUCUUGAGACCAUCGCUGAGGCAUGCCCUGAUAGAAACGCCGCGCAGAAGUCUAUCAUGUCUUUGCGUCCUAAUGGCACGGACUCUCCCAACAAGGCUGUUGGUAUGAAUGACGGCGCUCUUCAGUCUCAGCGUCCCUCCUCUGCCUUGCAGAAUAGUCGUCCCCCCAACCUGCCCACGCGCUUUGGCUCUCACAUUGUGCCUCCUCCUUCUCGCCCAGGCUCUGCUGCUCCGAGUGAGCGCCGAUGCAACCAGUGGGGAGCUCCUCCUACUCCCGUUCAGAGCCAACCUCGCUACGCGGUCCCUCCUCCAAAUGGCGCUGGACCUCAGUCCAUGUUUGGUCGAGCUGCCCCCCGUCGUGGCUUCAGCAACGGUACCUAUCGUCCUAAUGCACCUGAAUUUUAUCCUCAAUCCUACGGGCAACCUGACAAGGGACCGUCUGCCCCUGGCAAUGGCGGAUUCGGCCAGCAGCGCCGGGAGUUUUACCCCCCUACCCCUUCUCACAACCGCAAUAAGUACAGCCGCUUCCGCGAUCCCGUCCAAGCUCCUGAUUUCGCCGGCCCUCCUGGCGCUCUGACUACUCGUCCCUCUUUCCCUGGCCCCCCUAUCCAUAUCACUGAAAUGACUAUUGGGGCGUGGCAUGACCAGCUAACGGAACUCUACACGACUGUCCGCCUCUUCGUCGAUGUCUAUGCUGACAAGCCGACUUUUGUCAACCCUAUGGAUCUUUCCAGCACUCGUCUCUGGCCUGUGCUCUUGGCUACUUACCACCCCCUCUCGGAGACAGAGGCAAUCUCCUACCUUGACUUUCACCUCAAGGACAGAAGUUCCAAGUCUUGCCUUGUCACUCGCGUCAUCAUUGACUACAUUGUCAAUCGAGUUUGGGUUCCUCGGGCUUGGAUGGGUGCUGAGACUGACGCUACCUACGGCAUCGCGGAAGUUGAGAAGGAUCUUGAGAGAACUCAAGGCCAGACCGCCGUCCGUCGACAGCACAUCCUUGAUCGACAGGCGACUAUCAUUGACUCUAUUCUCAAACUGGACAGCUUCGAGGAGUUCAGCAAGGUCCGUUGCCGGGAGAUCUCGGACGUCAUCCUUCACAUGGUCGAGCCACUCCUAAACCCUACCGCCGAUCCCGAGACUACAUACAGCGAGCUCGAGAAGGUCUCAUCUGCUGCCUGGGCUCUGUCAAGCCGCAUCCUCAGCAGUCGACUGACAUUUGACUUCCGCUUCCCUGAGAUCGGAAGCCGAUUCUCUCACCAGUCCAUGUUCCCCAUCUGGCCCGAUUCUGAUCCCCAUGAGCUUCAGGCUGAGCAUUGGCGAAUUGCCCUUGUCACUACACCUGUUGUGACCUGCCGCAAUGACACCGGCUCAAAUAUCUCUGCUCACUCGGUUUGUAUGGCUGAUGUUGUAUGCAUGCGAUGA